UGGUGGCAUACAUACAUGAAAUAAGAGUCCAUUUGUUUAAUGAAAUUAAUUGAAUUGGUAAUUGAUGAUCAUGUAGUGAGUGAUAGAUCUAUAUGUGAGUACAAUUAAUAAUACAAUACAAUUUCCUCUUAGUACAAUACAAUACAUAUUUAUAUUAAUAUAUUGCAUUUGAGAGUUGAUACUUGUUAACAGAUUAUGUAUUUAUUUGUAGGUUUUGGGUUCUUUGUGUUGACUAAAGGUUGCGCAAUUGUAACUCUAUCUAUUGGAGAAAGAAGUUUCAUAAUGGAUAGAAAUUGGAUGAGUGCGAAUAGAUUAUCAGCGGAGUAUAGUGAAGGAGUUGACCAUUUCUUGGACUUUUGUCAGAAGAAUGCUAAAAAUACUAAAUUGGUUCUUUGUCCUUGUCUUAAAUGUGGUAACAUGGAGCGUGUGGACAUUGCUAGUAUAAAGGAGCAUUUAUUUAGGAACGGAAUAGACAAGAGUUAUAAGGUUUGGGUUUACCAUGGGGAAAAGAAUAGAGUUCCGGGCGAGGGAACGUCUAAGUCUAACAAGGUUAAGGGUGUUAAUUUGGAGUAUGAGGAUGAUCACAUUCCAGAAAUGAUUGGAGAUGCACAAUAUGAAUUAAAUGUCGAUCCUUUGAAAUUUCAAAGUUUUGUAGAGGAUGCCGAGAAGCCUAUUUACCCUAAUUGUAAUAGGUUUACUAAGUUGUCGACACUUAUUAGAUUAUACAAACAGUGUGGAUACUACGUCAUGAAAUUCAUUGAAAGUUUCAUGGUCGUAGAAGAUCCAAUACAAUUGUUGACCCGACAAGAUAGGUUCUCCACUCCGUACACUAAUGAUGAGAUAAAUAUUAUGCGUGAUCGGUGGAUUCAUUAUGUGAAAGCGGAAGCGGAGCGACAACAGUUACCGUGUUAG
Cannabis sativa is the source of this 912-nucleotide messenger RNA. RefSeq lists its product as uncharacterized. The record is from RefSeq and is a predicted model, not a curated record. Bases 196 to 912 code for a protein of 238 amino acids. Lineage: Eukaryota; Viridiplantae; Streptophyta; Magnoliopsida; Rosales; Cannabaceae. The transcript has 2 exons.